GUCGUUUCUUCUUCCAUCACUCCAGCCGCCAAUCCGUGAGGUAAGUCGUCGCGCAGCAGACAUGCUGCAUCACUAUAGCCUUCGAGUGCCCUUCAGGUAGCCCAGGUUGGCGCAUCGCUUCUCUCUUUCACUGGAGGGAGCGACACCGUCAGUCUGACAUGGACGAGCUGAAGAACCCUUCUGGUCGCACAUCCGCUUGCGCAUCCCGAAGGGCACUCUUUGCGCUCAUGGCUUCUGAGGGCUAACAUGUAUAUUCUUCGCAUCAGCAGAUACCUCCUACCGCCACAACUCGCCGUUUGAGAAUCUCGCCCGACAACCGCAAAAAUGGUCAAGACUUCCGUCCUCAACGAUGCGCUCAACGCCAUGAACAACGCCGAGAAGAGCGGCAAGCGCCAGGUCCUGAUCCGUCCUUCUUCCAAGGUCAUCGUCAAGUUCCUCUCUGUCAUGCAGAAGCACGGCUACAUUGGCGAGUUCGAGGAGGUCGACGACCAUCGCAACGGCAAGAUUGUUGUCCAGCUUAACGGCCGUCUCAACAAGACCGGUGUCAUCUCUCCCCGCUACAACGUCCAGCUCCGCGACAUGGAGAAGUGGGUUGUCAAGCUCCUUCCCUCGCGUCAAUUCGGUUACAUUGUCCUGACCACCUCUGCCGGUAUCAUGGACCACGAGGAGGCCCGCCGCAAGCACGUUGCCGGCAAGAUCAUCGGUUUCUUCUACUAGACGCUGUCUGGACAAGGAGUUGCCAUGGACUGUGCACGUCU
Messenger RNA from Aureobasidium subglaciale EXF-2481, 758 nucleotides. RefSeq lists its product as uncharacterized. The transcript is spliced from 2 exons. Gene Ontology annotation, cellular component: ribosome; cytosolic small ribosomal subunit. The coding region runs from base 325 to 717 and encodes 130 amino acids. Gene Ontology annotation, biological process: translation. Lineage: Eukaryota; Fungi; Ascomycota; Dothideomycetes; Dothideales; Saccotheciaceae. Gene Ontology annotation, molecular function: structural constituent of ribosome. The record is from RefSeq and is a predicted model, not a curated record.